Molecule: messenger RNA, 705 nt
Organism: Fusarium vanettenii 77-13-4
Lineage: Eukaryota; Fungi; Ascomycota; Sordariomycetes; Hypocreales; Nectriaceae
Exons: 1
Coding region: 1-705 (234 amino acids)
Source: RefSeq, a predicted model, not a curated record
AUGAAGUUGUCUGCUCUCACACUCCUUGCCAUCACCACCGGCAUUCUUGCUGCCCCUGUGGCUGAUCCGGUUGCUGUUGCCAGCUACGGCUACGAAGCUCCCAAGAGCAGCUAUGGCAACAAGGAGGUGCACUACGGCAACAAGGACGAGAAGAAGUACGCCCAUGUGAAGAAGCCCGAGCACCACAACUACAAAGCUCCUGAGAAGAAGCCUGAGUACAAGGCUCCCGUUAAGAAGCCUUCGUAUAAGGCUCCUGAGAAGAAGCCCGUCUACAAGGCCCCCGCCAAGAAGCCUGCUUACAAGGCUCCUGAGAAGAAGCCUGAGUACAAGGCUCCCGUUAAGAAGCCCGCCUACAAGGCCCCCGAGAAGAAGCCUGAGUACAAGGCUCCCGCCAAGAAGCCUGCUUACAAGGCUCCUGAGAAGAAGCCUGAGUAUAAGGCUCCCGUUAAGAAGCCCGCCUACAAGGCCCCCGAGAAGAAGCCCGUCUACAAGGCCCCUGCCAAGAAGCCUGCGCACAACACCUACAAGGCCCCCGAGAAGAAGCCCGAGCACAACACCUACAAGGCCCCUGCCAAGAAGCCUGCGCACAACACCUACAAGGCCCCUGCCAAGAAGCCCGCCUACAAGGCUCCUGCCAAGAAGCCUGAGCACAACACUUACAAGGCUCCUGAGAAGAAGCCUGAGCACACCAGCUACGGCUACUAG